Molecule: messenger RNA, 1325 nt
Organism: Ipomoea nil (Japanese morning glory)
Lineage: Eukaryota; Viridiplantae; Streptophyta; Magnoliopsida; Solanales; Convolvulaceae
Exons: 9
Coding region: 634-1095 (153 amino acids)
Source: RefSeq, a predicted model, not a curated record
AAAAUUACCGCAUAGUAGCAGGGCUGACUUCCCUCUUCGCACAGUACCGCACAUCAGGUUCCUUCUCUCCCUCGCGAAGGAAACGGACUUGCUCGAAACUUCUUUGUCUCCACUCAGACGGACUCUACUCUUCACGGCGAGCCCACCAGUGAAGCCGCCGUCGAAGAUGGUUGCCGGAAAACUCUUCACGCGCCGGCACGUGGGUCGGCGAGCAGGUUGCUCCGGUGGCGCGUGGCGGCGCGUGGCUGCUCCGGUGACGUUGCGACUCGAGCUCCGGCGUCGUCCUCCUACUCUGAGCCAGGCCCACUACCUCACUCUCACCACCCGCUCUGAUACCAUGUAGAAAACUAAAAGGAAGAAGCUUUGAACACUGACCUUGUUUCUUAUUUCUCUAUUUUCUGUGUAUUUCUUCACUGCUACACCUCAAAUAUAUAUACUACAACAAUGGACAGUUUAUAGACUCUUCACUUCCUAGUCUUUAUUUCUAUGCCUUUCUAUCUUCUAUAACUGUUUAUCUUUAACAGAAUUUAAGUGGAAAGUGUUGUAAGCUCUAAGAAGAAAGUGACUGAGGAAUUUUUAAAUUUUGGGCUUAUUAUAAACUUAUAAAGCCAAGUGGCAGCUUUUCAUGAGUUCAUGCACUGGCUAAUGUUGAUGAAGUUGAUAAGCAUACCCCAAGUGUUGAAGAAAACUGUGAAGGAAAGUAAUGAAAUGUUUGAGAAGAGAGUGACUGAAGAAUUCAAGAAAGCCAAGGUUAUCAAGAAAUUAAAUAGGACAAGAUGGGAGGAAUCAAAUCCGAACUUCUCAGUAGCUGUAGUGUGUAAAAGUUCAGCAAUUAUCUCAUUAUUGUUUGGAUCUCCCAGGAACUCUGUUACCAAAGGAGUGGCCGCAAUGAUGAAAUCUUGUCGCAGUUACCUGACGAAAAUUGGAAAUAAUUUUCUUCCGGUCGUCAGUAAGAGGCUGCAGCAACUGCUUGAAGUGAUGAUGACUGAUGCGGAUGACCUGAGAAAGCCUCUUGAUUACGAAACAUUUUUGACAGGAACUGUUUACUUCAGUUUAUUUGUAAAAGGUUGUAAGGAUACUAGGUUGCAGAAGUAGAAGGGAAGCAGAAGAGAAGAACAAUACAAACCACUGCACCAGAUACAAUGACAUAGAAAUCUGUUGGUAUUUCGUUUUGGAUAAUGAUAUCAACUUUGGGUGGAAAGUAUUCUGCUUUUAGUUCAGAUACCUGUGUAACAACCAUAAAAACACCUAUGUUGUUAAUUUUGCAGAUCAAGAUUUGGAACAAGGAUGAAGUCCAUUAAUGCUGAUCUGAUGAAGAUUGUAAA